AUGCCCGCGCAGGCCUACGAGUUCCAGGGCUCCUACUCCUCGUACUACGUCACGCUCGGCCUCUUCCUCAUGACCGCCCCGGGCCUGUGGUCCCUCAUCAAGCGCGCCCCCAAGGCCGCAGUCAAGCGCCAAACCUUCGAGAUCGACGGCCCGAAGGUCGAGGGCGCGAAGCCGCUCGACGACGUCGCGCGCGGCGUCGCGGCGUACUUCCUGAAGUACAACUACAACGUGGCGGGCACUGGCGAGGUCAUCACCUUCGAGGGGACGUACCAGGCGUCCAAGUCGCAGGCGUUCGCGAUCACGACGUACACGCUCUUCUCCCUCGCGUCCAUCGCGCUCGUCCUGUCGAUCGUCGUGCCCGACGUGGGCAACUGGUGGUACUCGAUGGUGCUGCUGUCGCCGCUCGCGGGGUACUACUACUGGUCGAACGGGGAUCGGCAGGAGCAGGUCAAGGUGAAGAUGGUGACGGCGGACGACGAGAUGACGACGGACAUCAUCGUCGAGGGCGACAAGGAGGAGCUCGAGCGCUUUGCGUUUGAGCUGGGCUUCGUGGAGAAGGGCAAGGUGCGCGUGAAGGGCGUGCUCGAGGGCUGA
Molecule: messenger RNA, 594 nt
Organism: Pedinophyceae sp. YPF-701
Lineage: Eukaryota; Viridiplantae; Chlorophyta; Pedinophyceae
Source: the annotation of a GenBank genome assembly